Dinoponera quadriceps is the source of this 1620-nucleotide messenger RNA. It is a transcript of the gene Phyhd1, whose product is annotated as phytanoyl-CoA dioxygenase. Lineage: Eukaryota; Metazoa; Arthropoda; Insecta; Hymenoptera; Formicidae. The transcript is spliced from 5 exons. Bases 230 to 1072 code for a protein of 280 amino acids. The record is from RefSeq and is a predicted model, not a curated record.
UCUCUCUCGGCCCGAGCCCGGCGAGACGUCGACGUGGACGACGUGACUGCAACUCUCGUCGUCUCAGCUGUUGCAGCCGAGCCGGCCCGACUCGGACUUGGCGUAUUCGCGGGCUCACCUAGUCAUUUCGUGUAAGCACUCGGCCGCGGACGUGUUCGGGCUCUCUCACUCAUUGUCGUGCGGGCAGGUUCGAGGGAUCGAUUUUUCCGAGAACGGCAGACGCAGCGGUAUGAUGAACGUCAGCGAGCAGAUCAAGGAUAUGGGCUACGCCAUCUUGGAGGACUUCCUUCGGCCGCACGAGAUUGAGGAAUUGAAGGCCGGCGGGCAAGAAUUCACGAAAAACCUGCCACCCGAGUCGGAACGGAGUGUAUUCGACACGAUAAAUUUACAGCAGGCUAAGGAUCACUACUUCCUGGAGAGCGCUAACAAAAUAAGCGUGUUCUUUGAGGCUGAGGCUUUGGAGAAAGAUGGGAAGCUGAGAGUAGAUCCGGAAGUGUCGCUGAACAAAGUGGGUCACGCACUCCACUGGUUACAUCCCACUUUCAAGAAGUAUACUUUCGACGAGAGGGUCAAGGAAGUCGCUUUCCAGCUUAACUAUAAAGAACCGGCGGUAUGCCAGUCGAUGUAUAUUUACAAGAACCCGGCGAUAGGUUCGGAAGUGACAACGCAUCAAGACGCAACGUACUUGUACACCGAGCCGGUAACACUGUUGGGCUUCUGGAUCGCGCUGGACGACGCUACGCAAGAGAACGGGUGUCUAUGGAUCGCGCCGGGCUCGCACAAGAGCGGUGUGCAUAGGCGUUUCGUGAGAAACAAAGAGCCGGGCGAAUUGUUAGUUUUCGACAGAGCGGCGCCCCAUUAUUCGCAGAGCUGCUUCACCCCCAUACCGGUGCGCAAAGGCACUUGCAUUCUCCUCCACGGUCAGAUUCUUCAUCUCUCCGCUUCGAAUAGAAGCAACGUACCGAGACACGCUUAUACCUUUCACGUAAUCGAAACUAAAGACGCGACCUACGCGAAGGACAAUUGGCUGCAGCCGCCCGCUUGUGGUUUCGCAAAACUCUAUCUAAAUUAGAUAUAUCGUACUAAUUAGGAAUUAAUGUACGUGGAGUACACGCAACAUACCACACAUGUAUUCACAGGCGCGCACACACACACACACAUACACACAGACAUACGUAUAUAAGCGUCGACGAUCUUGCUACGGCUGUGCAAAAGAAUUUAUUUUUCCAUAGCAGCGUAUAAGAAAAAAAUAACAUUUCACGUGUGCAACUUAGCGAUGAUAAAGAGAAAGUAAUAUUUUAAAAUGAGGGAAAUAUCACAGUAAUGUCUACAGUAAUAGUUACUAUUCUACGUCGUCAUCGUAUAAUAUAACUUGACUGUUCAAAUAUAGCGGGUAAAAACAGAGGGACGUUCAUAAUUUUCUAAUCGAUUUAUAUCAAAAGAGAAAAGUGUCGUUGUGUAAAGUUAUCUAUCAAUAUUUAUUGUUAUAAUGCUUAUUAAUGUAUCAAAUAAUAUACGAAGAGUAUUAGUAUAUUAUUCUAACAUUUUUCCUUUCUAUAAGCCUUAUCCAAAAAAAAAGCACAAAGUGUAUGAUUCUUUGUAUAAUUCUUUUAAUAUUUA